AUGGCCACGUACUGUUGCCUGCCGCUGCUCUUCCUGGCGUUCUUCUUGCCGGCUGCGAGCAGCGAGACGACGCCGUGCCACCCCGACGACCUCCACGCGCUGCGGGCCUUCGCUGGGAACCUCACCGGCGGUGGCGCCCCCCUCCGCGCCGCGUGGUCCGGCGCCUCGUGCUGCGGCUGGGAAGGUGUGGGCUGCGACGCCGCGAGCGGCCGCGUCACGGCACUGCGGCUCCCCGGCCGCGGCCUUGCGGGGCUCAUCCCAGGAGCAUCCUUGGCGGAGCUCGACCACCUUUCCUUCCUAGAUCUCUCCGGUAACUCGUUGGCUGGCGAGCGUAACCGCAGAACCCUCGACGAAGAACCAAACACAAUAACCGGCACCAACAACACCGUCGUAUCCGGAAACACCAACGUUCUCUCCGGGAACGACAACGUUGUCAUGUGCGGGAGCAACAACACCGUGUCCGGAAGCAACAACACCGUCGUAAGAGGGUGCGACAAUGUUGUGGCCGGGAGCAACCAAAUCGUACGUGGGAGCAACCAUGUCGUGUCCGAGAACAACAAUAUCGUCUCCGGGGACGACAACAAUGUGUCCGGGAGCUUCUGUACCGUGUCCGGGAACCACAAUACGGUAUCUGGGAGCAACAAUACCGUCUCUGGGAGCUACCAUACCGUAUCUGGGAGCAACAAGGUCGUCACAGGGGGUUAA
Messenger RNA from Lolium rigidum, 705 nucleotides. RefSeq names its product phytosulfokine receptor 2-like. The record is from RefSeq and is a predicted model, not a curated record. The transcript is spliced from 2 exons. Bases 1 to 705 code for a protein of 234 amino acids. NCBI's taxonomy places the organism in Eukaryota, Viridiplantae, Streptophyta, Magnoliopsida, Poales, Poaceae.